This is a messenger RNA of Triticum aestivum (bread wheat), 2516 nucleotides long. RefSeq names its product probable amino-acid acetyltransferase NAGS2, chloroplastic. Gene Ontology annotation, biological process: L-arginine biosynthetic process. The transcript is spliced from 10 exons. NCBI's taxonomy places the organism in Eukaryota, Viridiplantae, Streptophyta, Magnoliopsida, Poales, Poaceae. Gene Ontology annotation, cellular component: cytoplasm. Gene Ontology annotation, molecular function: L-glutamate N-acetyltransferase activity, acting on acetyl-CoA as donor. The record is from RefSeq and is a predicted model, not a curated record. The coding region runs from base 16 to 2151 and encodes 711 amino acids.
CAUUGGCAUUGGCUGAUGCCGCCCCCGAGCCGAGACCAACCUCCACCAGACGCGAACGCCGCCGGCGCGGACCGUCGGAUCACAGUCACCACCACGGAAGCAAACAAGAAGCCCAAAGCGUCGGUCAACACGACCCCGCGUAUAUAUCCCACUCCCCCACUUCUUCUGAGCAAAACCCAAACCCAGACCCAAACCCCGUCUCCGCGCGCCACAUCGCUCGCCGAUCGCCGCUUCCAACUCUCUCUCUCUACAUUUCGUCUCGCCGCGUACGGCCUGAGCGCCACGCCAAGCCAGCCCGCCGCACUCAUGUACCAGCCCCCGCUGAAUCUCGCCUGCACCCCCCCGAUGGCGGCGGCGUCCCUCGCCCGCGCGGCCGCGCGCUUCGCCGGCGAGCCCUCCCGGGCGCCGGCGGGGUCGACGCGGCCGCGGCCCUGGAGGGUCGGGACGCGCGCCCCUGAGUCGCGGCGCCGGCGUGCAACGGGCGUGCGGUGCUGCGGUGGAGCGGGGUUAUUCGGCGAUGGGGCUCUAGGUCGUGGGGAGGCGGAGGCGGACGAAGGGGGCAGGUUCGUCGGGUGGUUCCGGGAGGCCUGGCCGUACAUCCGGGGCCACCGGGGGAGCACCUUCGUCGUCGUCAUCUCCGGGGAGGUCGUCGCCGGGCCCCACCUCGACGGCAUUCUGCAGGAUAUAUCGCUUCUACAUGGUCUUGGGAUCAAAUUUGUUCUUGUUCCUGGAACGCAUGUUCAGAUUGAUAAGCUCUUGGCUGAUAGAGGAAAGAAGGCCAAUUAUGGUGGUCGUUACCGUAUUACAGAUUCUGAUUCAUUAGAUGCUGCGAUGGAGGCAGCUGGCAGAAUACGCCUUACUAUAGAAGCAAAGCUAUCUCCUGGUCCCCCAAUGUUAGAUCUUCGUCGACAUGGUGUUAAUGGUCGCUGGCACGAAAUCUCCGACAAUGUUGCAAGCGGAAACUUCCUGGGUGCUAAGAGACGAGGAGUUGUUGGUGGCAUUGACUAUGGAUUCACUGGUGAAGUUAAGAAAAUAGAUGUUUCACGGAUAAAAGAAAGACUUGAUAGGGAUAGCAUAGUUGUCGUGAGCAAUAUGGGAUACUCCAGUUCAGGAGAGGUGUUAAAUUGCAACACAUACGAAGUUGCGACAGCAUGUGCUUUGGCUAUCGAGGCGGACAAGCUUAUCUGUGUUGUCGAUGGCCAAAUAUAUGAUGAGCAUGGCCGAGUCAAUCGUUUCAUGUCUAUCGAGGAAGCAGAUAUGCUCAUCAGAACACGCGCUAAGCAGAGUGAAACUGCUGCAAAUUAUGUAAAGGUUGUAGGGGAGGAGGACAUUAGUUAUGCCCACAAUUUUCCUAUCAAAGAAGAGAAAGAACAAGUAUGGGUUGGAAGAGAUUUCGUCAGUGAUUACACUGCAUCCUUUCGGAAUGGUGUGGGUUUCAAUAAUGGAAAUGGUCUGUCUGGUGAGCAAGGGUUUGCUAUUGGUGGGGCAGAGCGGUUGAGCAGGUCAAAUGGCUACCUUUCAGAGUUGGCUGCAGCAGCAUACGUAUGCCAUGGCGGUGUCCAAAGAGUUCAUAUCAUAGAUGGCACUGUUGGGGGGUCAUUGUUGCUAGAAUUAUUCACAAGAGAUGGUGCAGGAACACUAAUAGCAAGAGAUAUGUAUGAAGGAACAAGAACAGCUAGAGAGGAAGAUUUUUCUGGUAUUAGAAAAAUCCUUCGCCCCCUAGAAGAAUCCGGUGUCCUAGUGCAGAGAACAGAUAAAGAGCUUUUGGAAGCACUGAAGUCAUUUAUUGUCGUGGAAAGAGAUGGUUCAAUCAUUGCGUGUGCUGCUCUCUUUCCCUUUUUUGAGGAUAAAUCUGGGGAAGUUGCUGCUAUAGCUGUAUCUGAAGAAUGUCGAGGACAGGGUCAAGGAGACAAGUUACUUGAUUAUGUUGAAAAGAAGGCAUUAUCCCUUGGUCUUGAGAAAAUAUUCUUGCUUACCACACGGACAGCAGACUGGUUUGUCCGGCGUGGCUUCAAGGAAUGCUCAGUGGAAUCCAUCCCAGUGAAGAGGCGAAAACGAAUAAAUCUCUCACGCGGAUCAAAAUAUUACAUCAAACGGCUCCAGCCAGCAGAGAUUGGGCAUAUGGCUGCCAACAAUUUUGCGUUGAAAUGAUCUCUGCAAGCGAACGACAUAGGAAUCUAGUUGCUGCAUAUGAGGUUUAUAUGAUAACUUCUGCAGCUGUUGUACAUUGUAGAAUGGUAUAAAGUCAAGUGAAUAGUUGAUAACAAGUGUCUGUAGAGUAGGACUAUAUUAAUCUGGCUGAUAGCUGUGAGGCGUCUGGUGUUCUUGUGUGAACAUAGGAGACGGUAUAAAGAUCGGUCUCCUUCGGUCCUUCCGAGGAGAAAUGGAUCUGGCUCAAAAACUUGCCAGUGAACAGCCCCCCUUGUUGUGUUCUGAAUUUAUGAGGAGCAACAAACAUAGGAGAACAUGGUGUAUAUUUUAUUUAUUUAUUUAUUGCGCAAGCUUUUGAAACGUUA